GCCGUGCCCGUGACGGCGGGCUAGGCGUUUCCGGGUUGAGCGGUGCUGGCGCAGGCACUGCCCGGCCUCCACUGCCGGCGGGGGGACGGCGGGCGCCAUGGACGUGGCGCAGCCCAAGCAGGAGCACCUGCUGGCCCUCAAAGGUCCUGUUUUCCACUGAUCUUUGCAGCACGGGGGAAGGAAAUUCUUGUAAAUAAGAUGUGUCAGUCUAGAUUUCUGAAUCCUAAUCAAGAGACUGUUCCUUUUAUUAAGAGUAAGUGGUUUUCUACUGUACAAACAUGGAAGUGGUCUUGCAUUAUCGACCACAUCACAGAGAUCUAAUAGAACUGCAGAAAAUUGCAGAAGCGGCAGUGAAGGACUUUCCUAUUCGUCAGUUACCAAGAUUUACACCCUGGUUCCCAAGUGACUUGUGCAGACUUCCCCUCAAACCAAAAAAGCAACCACCUGUUAUUUCUUCUGAGGAAGCAGAAGAAUUAAAACAACUUUCUUCGCCUUCAGAAUACAUUGUAGGAUCUCCUAAUUAUGAUUGCACAAAAAGUCUUCCUGAGUUUCAGUCUAACACAAAUCAUGGGCAGACCUUAAUCCAAACACAAAAUGUUCACAGACCAGUUAACUUGGAGAAUCAAGGAGAACCACCACCUAAUGGAAAAGAAAAAUUAAAAAGGUCUUGGAGUGCCUCUGUCCAUAGCCCUAAGCUUAAAGAAAAGAUUCUUCCUUUAUCUCGAGAACUGCAAAACAGUUUGGAAAGACUAAAACUGCAUGCAUUUUAUAGAGCAAAGUGGACAAUCGAACAGUCUGCUUGUAAUAAUCAGAACUUGGAGGACGUCUGGAUAAAAUUGAACAGACUCAUCAAACAUAAUGAACUGCCGUCUUGCAAUGCUACUAUCCAAAGAUCUGUGGGAGAGAUAUGGAUUUUCUGUGAUAUAUUAUACUGUGAAUAUGUUAGAAAUAUUCUUAGGGAGAAGCUGAGUCUUACUGAUAAAAUGAAUUUACUUGUACAUAAAUUUGGAAUUAUAUUUAGUUUAUAAAUGUACAAUAGUUUCAUAAUAAUAUGGCUGUGUGAAGUACUAGAGCUUUUAAGCAGCUUAUAAUAUAUAAACUUUAGAACAACUGACGAAUUAACAAGCAGAAAACUAUUUAAUAUAUUAUUUAAUAACUAUUUAAUAACUUGUUACAAUUUUUAAGCUGUAAUUUUUAAGCUGUAAUAAUAUAUUUGUUUUGCCAGAAAACUCAUGAAUGGUUCUAGUAAGAUUAGUACAUUUAUUUGGUUUAGUAUUCUGUUUUGUAGCUUUUGUCUACUUCAGUUGUCUAAAGGAAAAAAUUAAGUUUCCACACUUAAUUUUUCCAGAAAAGUAAAAAGUUCCCUUAGGACUUUACUUGUGUUUUUCUUGGCAUGACAAUCAUAUGUUAGAAUAAUAAUAGUUUAUUGUAGGCAUUACGUACCUUUUUGUAGUUUAAAUCUAAGGAUAUCUCUUAAUUUGGGUCAUUGACAUGUACUAUUAAACUUUGACUGAAUGCUAAACAUCCUGUAUUGACA
This is a messenger RNA of Oxyura jamaicensis (ruddy duck), 1537 nucleotides long. It is a transcript of the gene SHLD3, whose product is annotated as shieldin complex subunit 3. Gene Ontology annotation, biological process: negative regulation of double-strand break repair via homologous recombination; positive regulation of isotype switching; positive regulation of double-strand break repair via nonhomologous end joining. Bases 279 to 1028 code for a protein of 249 amino acids. Lineage: Eukaryota; Metazoa; Chordata; Aves; Anseriformes; Anatidae. The transcript has 2 exons. The record is from RefSeq and is a predicted model, not a curated record.